AUGGCCGACUUCAAGCCAACCCUCGACGAUCUGCUUGAGCAUGGACUCGGAUCAGGAACUCCACCUCCUGACCUGCCCGAUUGUCCAGUCUGCAUGGAGCCGUUCCGAGACCUCGCUGCAGUUAUCACACCCUGCCUUCACUGGUUCUGCAGGGAAUGCCUUACCGCGCUCGUUAAAAGUGGCCACAAAAACGCGCACAAGUGUCCUUCUUGCCGUUACGAGAUGUGCGAAGAUCCCAACAAGAAAGUCGAGGAUGCGCACAAUGCAGAAGAGGAUGCUCCUGAGCAAGAAGCGGGAGUAGGACUGGCGACCAUCUACGAAAAUAUCGACGUCGCGAUCGGUCCGGAUGGAGCCGCGCUAGACGAUUCCGAUGAUGAAGACUACGCGAGCUCUAGCGACGACGGCGACGACUCGGACAUGAACAUGACCGAUAUCGACGAUGACUCAGAGGACGACGGCCCCAAUGAAGAAGAUAAGAUGGACUCGGAGAAUGAGGACGACCCAGACGGCGACUACGAAGAAUGA
This is a messenger RNA of Ramularia collo-cygni, 525 nucleotides long. RefSeq lists its product as uncharacterized. NCBI's taxonomy places the organism in Eukaryota, Fungi, Ascomycota, Dothideomycetes, Mycosphaerellales, Mycosphaerellaceae. Bases 1 to 525 code for a protein of 174 amino acids. The record is from RefSeq and is a predicted model, not a curated record. The transcript has a single exon.